Molecule: messenger RNA, 999 nt
Organism: Striga hermonthica
Lineage: Eukaryota; Viridiplantae; Streptophyta; Magnoliopsida; Lamiales; Orobanchaceae
Source: the annotation of a GenBank genome assembly
AUGUCUCUGCAUUUUACUAGCAUACAGCAGCUCGAGCUUCUCCUCGAUUUGUCGAAAACCAAAAUACCUUUCUCCUCGAAUAUGGAACAAACCGGGGCAAUUUCUGGAUUGGAAUGGAACAACUUCAUGAGUGGAAUUUGUUCGGAUGAGGCUGAGUUCAUGGCCCAAUUGAUUAAUAACUAUUCGGUCCCGAACGAGGUACCGAGCGAUAAUCCUUCUAACUUUUCUAACUUUUGGCCUGAUCAUCAUGCAUCGAAUGAUGAUGAUGGCAUUUAUCGUGAAAGAUCAAUGUGCCACUCGCUGGACGAGACGAAUGCAAGUGUGUUUUUCCCAUUGCCGUCGAGUCGCGAAGGCUACUAUCACGACAGUUUUAUGAGUGACAGUGUGGAGUCGAACGAGAAUGUUCCGGAAGGUUUUCCUGGGAAUAAUUUGCUGUUUGGAGAAGUUCUUAUCUUCCCGAAUAUGCCAGAAACAUCGAGGGAAGAUACGGUAGGCACCCAGCCUGGGUCGAAGAAAAGAUCGCGACCCUCUGGAGAAAAGUGUGUUAAUGUUGAUUAUGAUGAUAAUGACUUUGAUAACAAUAACAACAACAACAACAACGUGAAGGUUCAGAGGCAGAGCUCGAGUAGCUGCUGCUCGGAAGAUGAUUCGAGUGCCUCCCAAAAAGUCAACGAAGUUUCGGUGGGGUCAAAGGGCAAAACACGUGCCGGUAGGGGCUCUGCAACUGAUCCCCAGAGCCUUUAUGCAAGGAAAAGGAGAGAGAGAAUAAACGAGAGGUUGCGAAUCUUGCAGAAACUUGUCCCAAACGGAACGAAGGUUGAUAUCAGCACAAUGCUUGAAGAGGCUGUACAGUAUGUCAAGUUCUUGCAAGUUCAGAUUAAGCUGUUGAGCUGUGAUGACACGUGGAUGUAUGCUCCAAUUGCCUACAAUGGAAUGAACAUAGGGCUUGAUAGCCUUGAUUUAAAAAUCUCCACUCCAAAGACACAACAAUCCUCAUGA